This is a messenger RNA of Nilaparvata lugens (brown planthopper), 675 nucleotides long. RefSeq lists its product as uncharacterized. The coding region runs from base 240 to 593 and encodes 117 amino acids. Lineage: Eukaryota; Metazoa; Arthropoda; Insecta; Hemiptera; Delphacidae. The transcript has 4 exons. The record is from RefSeq and is a predicted model, not a curated record.
AGACUCAUACACCUUUAUUUCGAAUAUUGAACGUUUGAAAAUUUGGUGUAGAAUGCGCAGGAAUUAGUAUUUCAAAUUGUAUAAUAAUUUUAUAUUGGAUACUACACUAUUCGCGUCUUAGGCUAUAGAGGAACAUUUGAAUCAAUCAUUCAGACUGUAUUCAUGCUCUAUGUUAUUACAGAAUCUAUCCAGUUGAUACAUUUGCAUUACCAGAGGAAGAGAAAGACAAUUACAUACGCAUGAAGAAGGAAAAAUUAGGAUCUGAGGAACUGGAAUCAGUGAAACAACUUUAUCUUCAACGACUACAGAGCACUUAUCAAGUUAGCUACAACUGCAAUCUAGAUAAAGAUGAAGAUCUCCUAGCAAAGGACACAAUGAUGAUUGAGUCAAGAAAACUGUACUACCCUCCAUGCAAGAAACUACUGCCUCCUGUACCUUCAUCUAGAAGAGUUUUAGGCUACUGCAGACCAAGUCUCUACUACACGGAGCUAUCUGAAUACCAGGGAACAUACUCUUACCUGGGUUACAGCAUUCUCAACGAUUUAGAAGAAAAAGGAAUUUCCAGAUUGGCUCCACGAGCCGGAUGUCGUUGAAAAAAUAAACUUUAUAUCACAUAUUUCAAAAAUUAUAUACAUGAACAAAUUUUAGGAAAUAAAUAGAAAUCAAUUAUGACGA